Messenger RNA from Pleurotus ostreatus (oyster mushroom), 1491 nucleotides. RefSeq lists its product as uncharacterized. The record is from RefSeq and is a predicted model, not a curated record. Bases 1 to 1491 code for a protein of 496 amino acids. The transcript has 2 exons. Gene Ontology annotation, molecular function: protein binding. Lineage: Eukaryota; Fungi; Basidiomycota; Agaricomycetes; Agaricales; Pleurotaceae.
AUGGUGUAUUCCUGCAACCACAACCACAACGACAACCAGGCAAGCCACAUCCACUCGCGACUCGGGGUCCAAAUGCCUUCCCCCAUCCCUGGACGCGACAGACUCGACAACGGCUCCCCCACCUUCCCCCGAAGCCGCCUCCCCGUCGAAAUUCUCGACAACAUCCUCUCCCACGUCACCGAAUACCACGACAUGCGCAAUAUCCUCCGCGUCUCGCGGCAGUUCCACGCGCUCAUGCUCCCGAAGCUCUGGAAGCACAUAUCCGUGCGCCCGCACGUCGGGGGGCAGCUGCUCCGCACGCUCACGGCGCAAGUGGACGCGCAGUGCUCGGCAUGGCGCACGCGCGGGGAGCAGGUGCAGACGCUUGCGCUCGCGCUGGAAUACAUCGCCAGGCCUCAGGAAUACUACGACACGCCGACGGACGUGCGCGACGCGUAUCUCCCCGUGCAGCGCUUCCUCGCUGGGCUCACGAACAUGCACACCCUCGUGCUGGAGGCGGACACGCACUCGGAAUUUGUGUGUCGCGCGCGGUGGCGCCCCAGUGAUAUUGGCAUGCGCAAGCAGCUCGCGGGUUUGAGGACGCUGGUGUUCACGCCGCCGAGCAUCCGGCUCAAGGCGCGGCUGCAUGAAUACUACACCCAUCCCAACACGCAGUUCGAGCACUGGCUCCUCUCGCAGGAGAACAUCCACUAUUUCGAGUAUCGCGCCAGGAACCGCCUCGCGGGGGUCUUUCCCGCGGACGCCUUCCCCAAUCUCCGGCGUCUGAAGAUCGCGGCCGUGAACAUCGAGGCGCUGAGGGGGCUGGAGGGCGUACGGGGGAUCACGCAUCUGCGAGUGACCGUGCCACCGCCGUGCCCUUUUAUAAUCCCCCUGAUUCCGCCACCCGUACUCCCCAGCGACGCGCCCCGCCUGCCCCCCGCGCUCAGCAACGUCACUGUCCUUGCGCGCGAUGACCGCGACCUCGCGUUUGCGGGGCUCCUCCCGAAGCUCGAGCGCCUCGACAUCGUGCUGAAAGGGCGCAACCUCCGCCGCCUGCUCGCUGCGCUGCGCGCCGUGGACGAGGUCACCGGCACCAGCCGCAGUGCGCAUCUGCAGGGCCUGCGCUUCCUGCGCGUGCGCCGGCUGUACCUCACCCCCAAUCAUAACGGGACCGAGCAUCCGCACGAGAGCGAUGGCGGCGGCACCGUCGUUGAGAUAUUCGCCGAGUUGCGCGCGCUGGAGGAGUUCGAGGCGAUGCGGGACGACCAGACGUGGAUACGGUUCGCGCGGGACGGCUCGACGCGGGUCGUCGAGUGGAAGUGUCAUGCGCGGUGCUACUGCAGCGACGAGUACAAUGUAUGCGAGGAGAGCGGGGGCGUGAGGGAGGAGUGGUGCCAGGACUGGGAGGCGGGGGUGACGCGUGUGGAUCCGGCGCCGCCGCUGUAUUUCCGCCCGGUGUGGAGGAUGCCUCGAUGGCUGCGCAGUGUGGAGACGAGCGACGAAGAUGAGUGA